This is a messenger RNA of Labrus bergylta (ballan wrasse), 1273 nucleotides long. The record is from RefSeq and is a predicted model, not a curated record. Lineage: Eukaryota; Metazoa; Chordata; Actinopteri; Labriformes; Labridae.
GGAGAAGGACGCGUGGGAGAUCCCCCGAUCCUCACUCAAACUGGACAGGAGACUCGGAGCCGGACAGUUCGGAGAAGUCUGGAUGGCCACGUACAACAAACACACCAAGGUGGCAGUGAAGACGAUGAAGCCGGGCAGCAUGUCAGUGGAAGCCUUCAUGGGUGAAGCUAACCUGAUGAAGUCUCUGCAGCACGACAAGCUGGUGCGCCUGCACGCCGUGGUUUCCAAGGAGGAGCCUAUCUACAUCAUCACCGAGUUCAUGGAGAAAGGGAGUUUAUUAGACUUCCUAAAGAGUGAUGAAGGAAACCGAGUGCAGCUGCCUAAGCUCAUUGAUUUCUCUGCUCAGACUGCAGAGGGGAUGGCUUACAUCGAGCAGAGGAACUACAUCCACAGAGAUCUGCGAGCCGCUAACAUCCUCGUCAACAAGUCUCUGGUCUGCAAGAUCGCUGACUUCGGUCUGGCUCGAAUCAUAGAAGACAACGAGUACACGGCCAGAGAGGGAGCAAAGUUUCCUAUCAAAUGGACAGCUCCAGAGGCCAUCAACUACGGCUCCUUCACCAUCAAGUCUGACGUCUGGUCCUUCGGCAUCCUGCUUACUGAGAUCAUCAGCUACGGACGCACACCUUACCCGGGGAUGACGAACCCAGAAGUGAUUCGCUCUCUGGAGAAAGGGUAUAGGAUGCAGCGUCUCGACAGCUGUCCCACUGAACUCUAUGAAAUCAUGUUGGAGUGUUGGAAGAAUAAACCUGAGGACCGACCCACCUUCGAUUACCUGCAGAGCGUUCUGGAGGAUUUCUACACCGCCACAGAGAGCCAGUACCAGCAGCAGCCAUGAUGCUGAAAACACACGCCGUUAUAUUCCUCACAGAAGAAACGGGACUCAGGGGAUUGUGGGUCACCUGAGAGCCUCGCAGAGCAGCUGGAUUUCCUCGUCCUCUUUAUCAUCAUUUUAUAUUCUAACUCCUGUAUUUAUAUGAAUCCACUUCCUCUCCUGCAUCGUGCCUUCUGCUCUCAGCCUCUUAUUGACGUCCCUUUGUAUCAAUGAUGUUUGACCUGCUGUAGUGUGUGGUGUGUAGUGUGUACCUGAUGAUGCCUGUUCACACUUCCUGUCUGUAUUUGGGAGAUAAAUGAAAACUGUCAUGAGUUCACAUUUUUCUUCUUCUGUGUGAAAAUAUAAUUUAUUACUGAAAUAAUUCGGCUGAGUCGUCAAAGUUUCUUCUUCUAUGGUGAUGAUCUUUCUGAGAGUAAAAAGCUUUUAUCACUGUUUAUACAA